Molecule: messenger RNA, 1131 nt
Organism: Erythranthe guttata (spotted monkey flower)
Lineage: Eukaryota; Viridiplantae; Streptophyta; Magnoliopsida; Lamiales; Phrymaceae
Source: RefSeq, a predicted model, not a curated record
GACGCGUCAGUCCUCCACGCGUCCAAGUUGAUCUCCGCCCUGGUGGUGGAUCUCUUCGGCACCGACGCCUUCGAAUCCGCCGUCGAACUCAACAUCCCUCCUUACAUCUUCUUCCCCUCCACCGCCAUGACCCUCUCCUUGUUCUUCCACUUGCCGGAGCUGGACCGAACGGUGUUGUCCGAGUACCGUGACGUGCAUGAGAAGCUUCAAAUCCCGGGAUGCGCUCCGAUCCACGGCCGGGAUUUGAUCCAGCCGGUUCAGGACCGGACGAGUGACGCGUAUCAAUGGGUGCUUCGUCAUGCGAAGAGGUACCGAAUGGCGGAAGGGAUAGUGGUGAACACCUUUCAAGAACUCGAGCCCGGCCCGGUUCGGGCUUUGCUUGUCAAGGAAAAUGGUAAGCCCGAUGUUUAUGCAAUCGGGCCUUUGAUCAAAAUGGGCUCAAGUAAUCCCGAGAUUAACGAAUCCGAUGCUAUAAGUGUGAAGUUCUUGGAUCGACAACCCAAUGGAUCAGUUUUGUAUGUUUCUUUUGGGAGUGGUGGGGAUUUAUCACAUGAUCAAAUAGUUGAGAUAGCACAUGGGUUGGAGAAGAGUGGCCAAAGGUUUUUAUGGGUUCUUCGAUGCCCUAACGCAAACCCUAAUGCUUCAUAUUUCGACAUUCAGAGCUCCGGUGACCCUCUGGCUUAUCUGCCACAAGGGUUCCUGGAGAGGACCCAGGAUCGGGGCCUGGUGGUGCCGUUGUGGGCCCCACAGGCCCAGAUCCUGACCCACAAGUCCAUUUGCGCUUUUCUGACGCACUGUGGGUGGAAUUCAGUUCUCGAGAGUGUUUCCAGUGGGGUGCCGAUGAUUGCGUGGCCGCUUUACGCGGAACAAGGGAUGAAUGCGGUGAUGCUACAUGAGGAUGUGAGGGUGGCUUUGAGGCCUCGUGUGGGAGAAAAUGGAUUGAUUGUGAGAGAUGAAGUCGCUAGAGUUGUUAAGGGUUUGAUGGAAGGUGAAGCAGAAGAAAAGGAGAUUCGUGGUCGAAUUAGGGAUCUCAAGGAUGCAGCUGCAAAUUCGCUAAGUGAAAAUGGUACAUCUACAAAAUUUCUUGAUGAAUUAGCUGAAAAAUGGAAAAGAAACAAUUCUUGCAAAUAA